AGGAAAUCCCCUCCGUGCAAAAGUUGCACUUUGUGAUGGGGCGAGCAAUUGAUCCAAGAGCCACGCUGGAUUCACAAGGUGGCAUUUUCCCUGACUCCAGGACCUCUGAGUGUCAGCAGCAGCUGAUGUCUGCUGAUGGAGAAACUCUCCACAACUUGUGGUUCAUCCCUCACUUCUCUGAAGUCCUGUACAUGUUCAGAACACUUUCAGUCUCAUUUCUCCAAACUGGGAAACACAGACGCGACGUUCACCUGCAGGAGAGGAGAGGAUGCUGCUGGCUCUCUGUCAGCUGACUGGGGAGGAAGCGAAGGCAUUGGAGCAGAGCUGCAGGAGAUCCAGCAUCAGGUCGAGCAUCUGUCUGAUCCCAGCAGCCUGCACUCUGUCGGACGUCUGCUGCAGCUGCGCAGGAACGUCCUCCUGCUGCAGUUUGAUACAGCUGUGAGACUCCUCAUCAGGGAGGGGUUUCUCUCCUCCGGUAACAUUGCUUCCUAUCAGAGUGUGAGCGACAACAUGGUGAACGCUCUCCCUCUGCUGAGCGACAACAUCCAGUCCAACCUCAUCAGUGUCACGCUGCCUGUCCCCCAACCUCUACUGACCCGAGACUGUCAGGCACAGAGGAUGUACCCGUGGAGAAGUUUCUUGGCCCACCAUGGAUUGUUCCCUCUGCGUGUUUGGGACAUCCCUCUUAUUGAAUACUGCAUGCAGCUGUGUCUGAGUGGUCUGAGUGAUCGCAGCAGACUGCAAGCCAACGCAGCGAUCCUCGGUGUGUCUCUGCUCAUGGAGGACGUCCUGAACAGUGGACAAGAAGCAGGGCCUGUGCGUCUCCAUGACAAAAAGGAAGACACUCUGCAUGAUGAAAAACCUGAAGAUGAGGAUAAACUGUGUAUGGAAACUGAAGAAGAAGGGGAAAAAGUUUCUGUGUCAGAGUCUGCUCUUCCUCUUCAGGUUCCAAUCAGGGUUCAGUCUGUACUCAGAGGUUUCCUCCUGCUGACGAAGCAGCUUCAGGUGUUUAAGGAGAGCUGGGCUCGAACUCGUCUGGGUGUUCAGGUGUUCACGGAGCCCAGUUUAUAUCAGCAGUUUGUCAAACUCUACAGAGCAGAAAUCUUUUACCCCAGUAUGAGAGCUCUGGCUCGACACAUGGGUAAAGAGCGGGACUACGAGGUUUUAGUUUCUGGCAGCCACUCACUCCUGCCUCCACCUGGAGCUUCAGAGGUGGAUGUGAAAACCUGGCAGGUUCACAAACUGCUGGAGAGCACUGAGUGUGAGAUGAUCCGAGCAGUGCAGAGGAGGAUCAGCAGAGAGAUGACCCUGGUGCUUUCAGAGCGAACUCGACACGACACAACUCUACCCACAGAUCUGUGGAGGAAAUCCUCAGUGAAGUUCAGUUUUUCCUCUGAGCGUCCGCAGAUCCUGGAGACAUUCAUCCAGCAGCUGAUGGAGGGAGCUGGGGAAGCUGAGGGACAGCUGUGUGUCUCUAAGGAUCACCUCCAGCAGAGUCUCACUCAGCUGGGCUGCUCUGUGAUGGAGCGAGAGCGUCGCAGCUUCCUGCUCUACUCUCAGUUUUAUGAGCAGAUCCUCCAACAGGAGAAACAGCUGCUGCUUCAUAAGGAGCAGGAUUUAAAACAUCUGAAGGACUCUCAGACCAGCAGCUCUCACAAAGAGGUGUCCUCAGUGUGUCGUGGGCUGCUGGUGGAGAUCUCAGAGCUGCAGGCUCAGGCCGCUCACCUGGAGGAGGAGAGGAGAACUCAAGAGGAGAGACUCAGUCUGAGAUUUAGGGAACGAUAUGAGCCUUUGGUGCGACACCUCUGCACCACCUGCAUACAGCUCAAGGUCAGACUUAAGGAGCAGCGUCUUCAGGUGGAGCAGGAUGUGAGCGAGAUGGUGAGCAGAGUCAGAGGUGAGGGAGUGGACCGAAUCAUCAAACUCAAGAAAAAGUAUGGCUGCACCAAAGACAAUGAUGCACUCAGUCUCACAAAGUCACAGAAAGAAGAAGUCCAUGAGCUACAGCAGGAGAAUAGACGGCUGAGCGCUCUGAUCUGUAAACUGAAGACUCUUAGCCGCUGGAAGCAGCUGGUGGACCAGGAGAAACUUCACCGACAGCUGCUUCAAGCUCAGCAGAGAGAAAUCAGCUGUCGCAGUGAGGCCCUCAGAGUGAAGAUGAGAGCAGAAGAGGAAGUGAUCGUCCUGCAGGAGGAGCUGAAGGCAGUGAGGGCUGAGUUAACCUGCAGUCAGGCUGAGUGCAGCCACAACAAAAAAAUGCUCAGUAAGAGGACAGAGGAGCUGCGUGUGUCACGGCAUCAGUCUGCUCAAGACGCCCAGAGUCGGCAGGAGCUGGACAGCUAUCGCGUGCAGAGUCUGGAACAAAUGAGAGCCGACAUGGAGGAGAGAGAGAGACAGCUCAGAGAGCUCAGCGAGCAGCUGGACCGAGGCAGCAGGAUGAACCGGAUACACCGACAACGCAGCGCCAAAGAGAUCCAACAGGUGAGGGGAAAGCUGCAGCAGGAGCGCAGCUUCAAACAGGAAGCCUUCGAGCAGGUGGACAGACUGCAGAGCCAGGUGAACCACAUGGAAGCAGCUCUCUCCAGGUGUACUCCUUCAACAGGGCAGAGCAGGACAUAUUACACGCUGUCAGUCAGCAGAUUGAGUGAUGGGAGCCCCUCAGCAGGUUUACGCCGGGCCGCCCAGCAGUCCGCUCUGCAGCUUGGCAGCCUCACAAACGAUGCCACGCUUCAGGACUUGGCUGCAGAGCAACGACAACAGAGAGCAGAAAGAGCCAGGAGCCAUUCACACGCGAGAACGGAGAGACCUAAAGCAGAUCCGGCUCGCCUGCGUGUCCUGACUGCUGAGACAUCCUUACCAACCCUGUGAGAUUCACCCUGCGGUAUUUUAAUAAGCAACACAGACUCGUUUAACAAGUUAGCUGCUGUUUGACAUGCACAGCAGUCUGUUUUC
Cheilinus undulatus (humphead wrasse) is the source of this 2952-nucleotide messenger RNA. Its product is annotated as coiled-coil domain-containing protein 162-like. Lineage: Eukaryota; Metazoa; Chordata; Actinopteri; Labriformes; Labridae. The transcript is spliced from 22 exons. The record is from RefSeq and is a predicted model, not a curated record. The coding region runs from base 136 to 2868 and encodes 910 amino acids.